Molecule: messenger RNA, 1011 nt
Organism: Cokeromyces recurvatus
Lineage: Eukaryota; Fungi; Mucoromycota; Mucoromycetes; Mucorales; Mucoraceae
Exons: 1
Coding region: 73-894 (273 amino acids)
Molecular function (GO): protein binding
Source: RefSeq, a predicted model, not a curated record
UUUCUUUUGUUUUUUCUUUUUCCCUUUUAUUUAAUUAUUAUAAUAUUGACCGAUAAUAAAAUCAAACUUAUUAUGAAAAAUAAUAAUAAUUUAUAUCCUUUACCUUCCGAAAUUAUAUGGAAUAUAAUUCAAAAGCUUGAACCAAAGGAUCUUUCUGUCUUAAGAGUAGUAUCAAAACGAACGAGAAUGUAUUGCGAUCAUCCUUCAUUGUGGGAAAAUAUUCAAUUAAAUCCAAAUAAUUACUUGUGGAAGCUAUCAAAUCUUAAGUCAAUUUUACAGUCUCAUUUACAUUUUAUCAGGAAAAUCCAAAUUUGGAAUGUACGUGAUUCUGUUGUUCGAUAUAUUCUAGAAAACUGUUGUUUUUUAGAAGAUUUAGCUAUCUUUGGUUGGUCUACAUUAUCAGAUCAUGCUUUUCGAACGAAUCAAAAAAUACUUUAUUUAAAAAGUCUAAAAUUAAUUGGUGAACGGAAGUUAAGUUUUGUAUCUAUGGAUGCGUUUACUUUUGGUAAAUUUAUCAAACAAUGUCCACAAUUAGAAGAAGUCUCGAUUCUUCGUUGCCAAAUUCAUUUACACUCAGACAGUUUACUUGAGAUAUUCUCCUUACAAAACAAUAUUUUAUCUUCACUAAAGUUUUUAACGAUGCCAACUAAAAGGUCAUGGACAAGUCAAAAUAUCAUUAAACUAUUUGAAUUAUGCUCUAAUCUAGAAAUUUUAAAGCUUAUUCCCAAUUCUGAUCAGUUUUUAUUAAACUUAAAGGAUAGACGAAAUAACAAUAAUAAAAUGUUGGAUGUAAGUAAUAGUCCAUUAUUAAUAGAAAAAAGCUUACAAUCGAUUGAAGAUGAAGAGUUAUUAGUAGAAGUAAAUAAUAUCAUUAUUUAUAGAAUAUUAAAUUAAUUAUAUCCAUAUAAAAGCCACUAUGUAUAUUUAUAUAUUUAACCAAUAUUAUACUCAUUAAAGAAAGGCUUGCUUAUAUGAAGUCCUAUUUAUAAUUAAUAAAAUAAUAAAGCACAA